AUGCCGCGGAAGUACUGGAAGCCGCGGGGAGGCCCUGGAUGUGUGGCGCCCGCGCCGGAGCUUCACUGGAAGGCCCUAAACCCUAACCCCGUCCCUGCGGAGGUCCCCGAGUGCUCCCGCUCCCGCGCCGCCGAGGUGUCCGAUGACGACGCCUUUGUGGACGUCCCCGCCACCGCUGAGGAUGCUGUCGUGGAGGAAGAAAUAGCAACAAAGCUGGUGGGGAUUCACAUGGAGUUGAGUCAGGAGGAGCUGCGCGCUAACCAUCAGAUGCAGGAGGACGAGAUAUUUGCCUUGGAAGCAAUUUUUGGAGACAGCAUCGUCAUUUUAAACAAAAAAGAAGGUCAACGGUCUUUCCAGGUUCAUGUACAUAUUGAGAUACCAGAUGAUGGUAUAGAUGUCUCGGCAAGGCUCAACUAUGGUACUGGAACAUUAAAUUAUGGGGAAACAUGUGAUGGUGAUGCCUCGGAUAAUCUUGUUUACAAGUUUAGGGUUGAGCAUUUGCCUCCAAUCCUGCUAACAUGCUACCUGCCUUCGUCCUACCCGAGUCAUCAACCUCCCUCUUUCACCAUCUCCACCGAAUGGCUGGACACAGUGAAGAUUUCAUCGUUAUGUCAAAUGCUUGAUAUGAUUUGGGAAGAGCAGCAGGGCAUGGAAGUAAUAUAUCAGUGGGUUCAGUGGCUCCAAAACUCUUUACUUUCUCACCUAGGGUUUGCUGAUGAGAUAAUUUUAAGCAAGGGUGAUCUAACCUGUCAUGAAGAUGGUGGGGAUAAGCAUGCUUGUCGAGAUGAUUCUGCACCUGAUGUUAUAAUUACAAGGAUUAUGAGAUAUGAUGAUGAUAAGCGUCAUGAAGCCUUCUUACAUGAUAUUCAUGACUGCAUGAUAUGCUUCAGCGAGUUUCCUGGUGUCGAUUUUGUCACACUUCCAUGCCAUCAUUUCUUUUGCCGGAAAUGCAUCCAAACAUACUGCAAAAUUCAUGUCAAGGAAGGAACUGUAUUGAAGUUGACGUGUCCUGAUACAAAAUGUGAAGGUGUUGUUUCUCCUCAUAUAUUGAAAACACUUCUGGCGGAGGAUGAGUAUGAACGUUGGGAAAAACUGCUUCUUCAGAGAACUCUCGAUGCCAUGAAUGAUUUAGUUUAUUGUCCAAGGUGCGAAACUGCUUGCUUGGAGGAUGAAAGUAACGAUGCGGUUUGUCCGAGUUGUCUAUUCAGCUUCUGCACGCUUUGUACAUCCCACCGUCAUGUGGGGAAACAAUGUAUGACCGCAGAGGAAAAAAAUCGAAAGUUGGAGGAACGGCUAAAAUCUAGGCAGGAACGCGGUGAUCAGAAUUUGACAGAUGAAGUACUCAGCCUCCAGGCAAUUAUGAGGGAUGCAAAACAGUGCCCACGAUGCAAGAUCGCUAUAUAUAAGAUAUCAGGAUGCAAUAAGAUGACAUGUUCGAACUGCGGGCAUUACUUCUGCUACCAAUGUAACUUUGCAAUUGUUGGAUAUGAACACUUCAGACCGGGUGCAUGUGAUCUUUUUUCUCGGGAGGAAAUCCGUAGAUGGGAAGCGCGCAUGAAUCCAGGGAGGGGGCGUGUAGAGGACGCUCCAGCUCCUGCCCCAUUGCCUCAAGGACGAUAUCGUCACCCUUGUCCUACAUGUGGUAAAGGAACUCCAAAGAUUGGAAACAAUAACCACAUCUCCUGUGGGUCAUGCCAGACAGGGUUCUGUGCAUUGUGCCGGAAGACUGUCCACAAAACUUCACAGCAUUUUGGUCCCAGGGGAUGCAAGCAACACACUCCAGAUCGCGACUGACACUGCGAUA
Messenger RNA from Triticum dicoccoides, 1804 nucleotides. RefSeq names its product E3 ubiquitin-protein ligase RNF14-like. Bases 1 to 1794 code for a protein of 597 amino acids. Gene Ontology annotation, molecular function: ubiquitin-protein transferase activity; zinc ion binding; protein binding. The transcript is spliced from 7 exons. The record is from RefSeq and is a predicted model, not a curated record. Lineage: Eukaryota; Viridiplantae; Streptophyta; Magnoliopsida; Poales; Poaceae. Gene Ontology annotation, biological process: protein ubiquitination.